CAGAAGAGGCAGUGGCCUCCGAUCACUGGCUUUGGCUCACACUUGAUUCUUGUGGGGAUCAAUUGAUGGAACAAUAUUAAUGGAACAAGCAAAGGAAGCAUCAGGCGUUGUAAUAGGGGAAGCCGCUGGUGCUGCCUCCCUUUUGUUGCGGAAAUUGAAGGGAUACAUCGAAACCAAAAGUUGUAGCUCAAAAUUGCGAAAGGAAUUGAAGGCACUGAAGGGUGAAAUCCAGCAUCUCUUAACUAACUUUGCAGAAGUAGAAAGAAACCAUGCUAGGCUGUUCGAUGAUCAAACUACUUUAACUGACCAAAGUUUUCAACAAGAAGUGUUAUGGAUGAGUACCUCAAAGGAUGUCAUCAGCAAUAUUGAAGAUGAAGUUGACCAGAUCAUGACAGUACACCAGUCCAACAACAUCAACGCUACCCCGAAGCUUUUUUGGAUGCUGCCUUGCACUGCAGUAGCCAAUUGUCGCACUAUUAAGAAGCACUUGACAGUCAUUCGGGAAUUGCAGAAUGGAGGAAGAAAAUCCAGGCAUCAUGUCUCAGAGUCACAAGCAGAACACUCGUCAGCUGCCCCAGUGGCCGGGGUUGAUAAUAACAACAACGGUAAUGACAUUCAAGUGGAUUUCCCCCAAGAAAACAAGGGAGUAGAGGGACAAGAUAAGGGUAAAAGCUAUCCUGCUAACUGCAGCAGUACAACAAGGGAAAAGAUAGAGGAGGAGCUGGUACAAUUCCUUACGGACAAAAGAAAUGAAGACUUCCCCGCCCUUAUGUUGGUUACUGGGAUGGCAGGUGUAGGGAAAACCUUCCUCGUCCAAAAGGCGUUCAAUAAGGUGAAACAAACUAGUUCUGCUGCUUUUUGGAUCUCCUACGAUUCUUCCCUGGAGAAGAAAGAUAUUCUGGCCAAUCUUUACGAGAAUGUCAUUUUGAUGGAUUGCACUUAUGUACUACUUCCAACUUACGCUCGGGAACAUAUGGAAGUAACAGGGUUGCAAGAGCAUUUGAAAUGUAAGUUAAGUUUGUUAGAAAGCUCCAUACUCAUUGUAGAUGACGUACCAGAUGUCAAAGAAGCAUGGGACUUGUUUUCCCAAGCUUUCCCUAACAGUGGGAAGGUAAUUUUCAUCACUCACAACAUCGAAUCAGCCAAGGCAUUCAAAUGCGACAUCACCCCCACUUGCCUUGAGGUUGAUAAACUAAAACAUGAGGAUGCUUGGAAACUGUUCCGUGAGACUGUAUCUAAACACCCCAAGUACAAUCAUCCAUGGGGAUGUCCCGAGUCUCUGAAGAUCGCCGAAGCCAUCGUGAGAGACUGUCAUGGAGUACCCCUUCCCAUCGUCACAAUUGCCACUCAACUUGCAAAUCAGGGGAUGCACUCUUCUGUCGGGUCUAUGCUUCGUGCAAAUUUAGUAAAGAAAUCCUUCCUUCCUACUGCCACCACUGAAACUCAAACCCAUCCUGCUGAUCAUAACAUCAGUAAUAAUGCUAUUCUGAUGCUCUGUUAUAAUGCACUAUGUUUUCCGCUAAAAUAUAUAUUGUUGUACUGUUGCUUUUACCUAAGAGGUCCUGAAAUACCAGAGAAGAAGUUAAUACGGCUGUGUGUGGCUGAAGGCUUAGUGGAGGACACAGAAAACACCAUAGCAGAAGUAGCUGCAGCAGAUUGCUUGGACCAGCUGGUUUACUGUGAGCUAAUUGUGAGGAGAGACAUCCCUGGAAAACCUAGAACUUACAGGAUCAAAGACAAAUUGAGAGAGCUUGCUCCCCAUAUUGUUCCCAAACCCCGAAAGUAUACUCGUCCCUUAUGGAUCACUGACAACGUCGUUAGUUUCACAGGCAACUCCAGCAACACCACUAUUGACUCCAUCAGCCAGAAGGAUAUUGCCUUUGUACGCUCUUGCUUCGUUUCCCAAUCCCAGCAGAAGUCUGGGAAGAACCCUGAAAGCGAGAACUCUGAGCCAACUGCAGAAAUACAAGAGAAGUCUGAGAUGAUCCACCAACAGAAAAAAAAGACUGAGCGCCCUAAAAUCUUUCCAUUGCUGAUUUGGGGUUGCCAACUAUUGAGGGUGUUAGACUUCACAGAUGCAGAAUUCAUCGAAGAGCUCCCAGAUCAAUUGGGCGAUAUAGUCCAUUUACGUUAUUUGGGGUUAAGGAGUACAAAAAUUAAAAAGCUCCCACAGUCGCUAUCCAGAUUAACCAAUUUACAGUGUCUAGAUAUCAGAGACACAAAGGUGACCAGCUUACCAGUUUCCAUGAUGAGGCAUGAUAAGUUCAGACAUCUUCAUCUUGCAAAGUCCUUUAUGAGAAAGGUGGUGGAUAUGCAGUUGACAAAGAAACUCGAAGCUCCCAACCUGCAAACCCUUGCAGGAGUGAAAUCCACCAAUCCUUUGCUGGAAACACUUCCAAAAUGGAUUCGUCUCCGGAAAUUAUCAAUUGGUCGCGUUAAAGGUUUUCAAUCCUCCAACUUGUGUGAUGCCAUCAACAACAUGAAGCUCCUCCAUUCCUUGGCAAUCAAAACUCACGGAGUUGAAGAACUCAACAUGGACACUCUAAUAAAGAAUGGCUCCCUCGAGACUCUGAAGGUUGGAGGAUGCAUAGUGUCAUUGGCUCAUGUAGUCCACUGCUUUGGCUCUCUCACUCGGCUAUAUUUGUGGGAUAACAUGUCGAAUGAUGACCCAUUCCAAUGCCUACACAAUCUCAACAACCUCAUUGUUCUCUGUCUAUCAAAUGCCUAUCGUGAAAAGGAAAUGAAAUGCUGCACGGGAUGGUUUCCUAAUUUGAAGAAACUAUCCAUUCAGCGUAUGAGAAUGCUUGAGGUGUUUGAAAUAGAGAAAGGCGCAAUGGAAAAUCUUGAAAAUUUUUUAGUUGGUUAUUGUCCCAGAUUAAAGCCAACACGCGAAGGGGGUGCUGUGCGAGACCUUGACUACCUUCAGCAUUUGAAGCUUGUGCAAAUCUCUCAUAUGCCACUGAAAUAUGCUGAAGGGCUGGCGGAAGACCCCCCCAAUGGCUAUCAUUCUGCUCGCUUUCACAUUCAUGUGUUUCCGCAGAACGAGUUCAAAGAUCAAUUCCGAGGAGGAGAACGUAUACUAGAGUCCAAUACGCCAGGGAAACAACUUGAGGGAAUUGAAUCAAUCCAUGAACUCCGACUUCGGAGUGCACUUAAUUCUUUUCCUUAUUUCUUCUGAGUGUCAGUCAAGAGGUGUUCACCAUGCUUUAUGCACGUUGCACAAAAACCUGUACAUCGUUAAAAAUAGAAUAUUAGAUAAUAUUUGAUUGUUAAGUGUAUCUAAUUGAUUUGAGAAUACAAGUGGUUGAGUCAUAGGCCUUGUUAUGUGGUUAAUGUUGGAAAGUGAGUGGUCAAUAUUUAUCUUGCAACCUAUAUGUAUGUUAAAUAUAUAAAAUACAUGUAUGAAAAAUUAUUU
Molecule: messenger RNA, 3415 nt
Organism: Ilex paraguariensis (yerba mate)
Lineage: Eukaryota; Viridiplantae; Streptophyta; Magnoliopsida; Aquifoliales; Aquifoliaceae
Source: the annotation of a GenBank genome assembly